CGAUAAGGAGGAUGUGUUUAUAGUAAGAAGGUUGAAUGAAAUUGAAGUUGAGGAAUCAGAUGUAAAUAAAAUGCUGGAGGGGGCUAUUAACAAAGAUGUAAUUGAAAUUAAAGAAAUCUUAUCUAUAAAUGAUCAAGAUUUGAUGGAUAUUGAGUAUGAAGGAUGA
This is a messenger RNA of Racocetra fulgida, 166 nucleotides long. The record is from the annotation of a GenBank genome assembly. Lineage: Eukaryota; Fungi; Glomeromycota; Glomeromycetes; Diversisporales; Gigasporaceae.